Solanum dulcamara is the source of this 1425-nucleotide messenger RNA. RefSeq names its product pheophytinase, chloroplastic. NCBI's taxonomy places the organism in Eukaryota, Viridiplantae, Streptophyta, Magnoliopsida, Solanales, Solanaceae. Gene Ontology annotation, biological process: chlorophyll metabolic process. The record is from RefSeq and is a predicted model, not a curated record. Gene Ontology annotation, cellular component: chloroplast. The transcript is spliced from 2 exons. Gene Ontology annotation, molecular function: chlorophyllase activity. The coding region runs from base 147 to 1298 and encodes 383 amino acids.
UCGCCCACAAGACCCUUUUGACUCUUGUUUUGCCUACACGAAGAUUGGAGCUAUGUGCACAUAUUUUCCUUGUUUCAAUUCUAAAGUUCUAACUUUUCCAAGUGUGGUUACCCAUUGACAGAAGCUUUAGAAGACCAGGGAAAGCAAUGGUUGUCGCUGUUCGUGCUUCUCCCUUUGUUUUACUACCAUCAUCACCAUUUGCUGCCUCCAGGAACUUAAAGAAACAAUGCAACUCCAUCAUCAGUUUAAACAUUGGUCUUCAAAGUAGUCACAGCAAGUCCAGCUGUAUCACUAUUAGCAGCAUCAAAUGCUCUGCCGCCUCUACAUCCCCCAUUGUUUCAAAGGAGGAAGAACCGUUACCUCUUGAGGUGAAUGAGAUUAAGACAAUGUGCAAAACUUGGGUAUGGAGAGGUUACAACAUAAAUUACUUGAGUUAUCAAGGGGGCAACAACCACCCUUCUAGCCCUUCUCUUCUCCUAGUUCAUGGUUUUGGUGCCUCUGUUGCCCAUUGGCGCAGGAACAUUGCGACACUUGCUCAAAGUUACACAGUUUAUGCUAUUGACCUCCUUGGUUUUGGCGCUUCUGACAAGCCAGAAGGAUUUGCAUAUAACAUGGAAACUUGGGCUCAGUUAAUAUUAGAUUUCGUGAACGAAGUUAUUCAAAGCCCAACCGUACUGGUAGGGAACUCUGUCGGAAGCCUUGCUUGUGUAAUAGCUGCUGCAGAUCCUUCUCAAACAUCCAUUCAAGGGCUUGUUUUGUUGAACUGUGCUGGAGGCAUGAAUAACAAGGCAAUUGUUGACGAUUGGAGGAUUAAGUUGCUGUCGCCUCUACUCUGGCUUGUUGACUUCUUAUUGAACCAAAAAUCAGUAGCUUCUGCAAUCUUUAAUCGGGUCAAACAGAGAGAAAAUCUAAAGAAUAUCUUGUUGUCUGUCUAUGGGAAUAAGGAGUCUGUGGACGAAGAUCUGGUGGACAUUAUUCAGACACCAGCAGAUGCUGAAGGUGCGCUUGAUGCUUUUGUGUCUAUUGUGACAGGUCCACCAGGGCCAAACCCAGUGCAGUUGAUCCCAAAAAUGACAUUGCCUAUACUUGUGUUAUGGGGUGAUCAAGAUCCAUUUACUCCAAUUGAUGGUCCUGUUGGUAGAUACUUCUCAUCCUUACCUUCUCAAAAACCAAAUGUGAGUCUAUUUCUUUUGGAAGGUGUGGGACAUUGCCCUCAUGAUGACAGACCUGAUCUUGUCCAUGGAAAGCUACUUCCUUGGCUAAGCCAUUUGCCAGUGGCAGAAAACAUUGUUACAUGAUUAUCCUAAUCCUUCUGUUUAGAUGAGUUCAAAAGUGUAUGUUAUACUUUGAUUGAUUUUCAUGUAUAGAAAAUAUUGAUUUGUAUAUCAUGUUACAAAGAAUAUAUUUGAGGAAACAUUACCUAUA